UGCUGCAGCAGCAUUAGUUUAACGUGAAUUUGCUGUCAGAUACAUUUCUCUCACAAGUUCAGUGAGUUAUUGCAUUUAAAACAAUCAGUCCGCUAUGGCAGCUCUUAAAUACGCAGGUAUGGAUGAUACAGACAGUGAAGAUGAGCUUCCGCCCGGCUGGGAGGAGAGAUCCACUAAAGACGGAUGGGUUUAUUAUGCCAACCAUGAGGAAAUGAAGACUCAAUGGGAACAUCCCAAAACUGGGAAGAAGAAACGCUGUGCUGGAGCUCUGCCAUAUGGAUGGGAGCAGGAAACAGAUGACAAGGGCCAAAUCUACUAUGUUGAUCACAUCAACAAACGCAUGACGUAUUUUGACCCUCGGCAGGCGUUUACUAUAGAAGACAUGCAGCUGAAACCCAAACGUUACGAUGGCAACACUACCGCUCUAGAGAUACUGCAGGGUCGUGACCUCUCAGACAUGGUCAUAGUCAUCACGGGAGCCAACUCUGGGAUUGGUUUUGAGACUGCCCGAUCGUUUGCUCUUCACGGCGCUCAUGUGAUCUUAGCCUGCCGUAACAAAAGUCGUGCCAGUAAAGCAGCGAGUCUGAUCAUGGAAGAGUGGCGCAAAGCUCGAGUUAAAGCCAUGACCCUGGAUUUGGCCUCCUUGAGGAGCGUCCGAGAGUUCGCAGAGGCCUUCAAAGCCAGAAAACUACUGUUGCACAUUCUGGUGUGUAAUGCAGCGGUCUGCACACAGCCUUGGAUGCUGACAGAGGACGGCCUGGAAUCCACAUUUCAGAUCUGUCAUCUGGGUCACUUUCACCUGGUUCAGCUGCUGCAGGACGUCAUGCGGCUCUCCGCUCCGGCUCGAGUCGUGGUGGUCUCGUCAGAGUCUCACAGGUUCACAAAUCUGUUGGACUCAUGUGAGAAGGUGGAUCUGAAUCUUCUCUCACCUCCACAGAAGGAGUACUGGUCCAUGCUGGCCUACAACCGUGCCAAACUGUGCAACAUCCUCUUCUCCAACGAGCUGCACCGCCGCAUGUCACCCCAUGGCAUCACCUGUAACGCAGUACAUCCGGGAAAUAUGAUGUACACCUCGAUCCACCGCAGCUGGUGGCUCAUGACCCUGCUCUUUACCUUUGCACGACCCUUCACCAAAUCCAUGCAACAGGGAGCAGCAACUACUGUCUACUGUGCUGUGGCUCCAGAGUUGGAGGGUCUCGGAGGGAUGUACUUUAACAACUGUUUCCGCUGCCUGCCGUCUCUGCAAGCCCAGGACCCAACAGUCGCCCUCAGCCUUUGGGAACUUAGCGAGCAGCUCAUUCAGGCGAGAUCAAACCCACCUAAGGUGCUCUGAUCCCUCCAGCAUAGUCUCACAGCCCCCAUAGGGUUGUUUACAUGACCAUCACCGCUAUGUAUGGAUGCAAGAUGCAGGCAUGGGAUAAUCAUUGUUUAAAGGGGUAAAAAUUAUGAGAAAAUGCAAUUUUAAACUGUACAAGGACGUUGGCAAUCAAAGGUGGAAGUUAUCUGGGAAUCUGGGCAUGGAGUUCUACAGCAGAAAAAGAGAUGUGGGGAGACAGCGAGAGACUCAAUUCAGUUGUGUCUCUCUCAAAGGCGUAAUCACUCAAUCCUGCAUUAGGGUUUUAACUAGGUCUAGAUCACUCUAUAAAUGUCUCAUUAACAAGCACUAAUGUUUGAGUUGUCUAUAAAGGGGGCACUAUAUUUACUGAUAUGGUUUCAAUUAAGUUAACCUUUACAAGUGGAGGUUUACCGCAUACAAAUGCUCAUCUGUUUGAAGACCAGUUUCAACCCAUACAUCUGUACAAACACAAAUGUAGAGUAAAUGUUUUAAGGGGCGCAAUCUACAAAGACAUAAUUCGGGAAAUGUACAAUUUGUGAACUGUUUACAAACAUGGCAUCUUCACAUUUCUAAGAAUACGCUUGUAUUAAUAUCCUGUACAUAAUAUAUACACAAGAUGCUUUUCUGGAAGAAUUUGAAUGCUGCUGUUGUUUGAAAACCCAUCUGCCUAGACCCUUCAAACUUUUAUAAAAAGCUGGGCUAAUGUGAAGUACAAUAACAGCAUCUGAUACAAGAACCAAAGGGCCAUCAGUGGCAAAGAAUGAGAAAGAGUCUUUGAAUUCUGGAAAUAUCUGGUGGUUGUUCCUUUUUGAAUUCCUUUUAUUGUCCAUUUUGUGUCAUCAGACAUGCAGGGAUGUUUCAAGGCUUUGCUAAUUUUUCAUUGUUGGUGUGAUAUCUGUAAAUCAGGUUGUAGUCGGUAAUUUUGGGUAAGGCUGAAGAAUGGCACUCAGGUUGAUAAAGGUUUUUUUUUUUUAUGUAGGGUUUCUCCUCCAUCCUCUUUCUCCUCCUCACUGUCUUCAUCAGGGGUUGAUUUUAAAGAGGUUGUGCUUUGUGGCAGUCUUGGAGCCGUGGGUCACUCUAAGCCAGAAGCAUUCCAGUGUUGCACUGUCUGUAAAAAUAGAAAGAAAGAGAAGGAUGCUUAUUAAAACAUAAACUGAUUCUU
Myxocyprinus asiaticus (Chinese sucker) is the source of this 2498-nucleotide messenger RNA. Its product is annotated as WW domain-containing oxidoreductase. Gene Ontology annotation, molecular function: protein binding; transcription coactivator activity. NCBI's taxonomy places the organism in Eukaryota, Metazoa, Chordata, Actinopteri, Cypriniformes, Catostomidae. The record is from RefSeq and is a predicted model, not a curated record. The transcript is spliced from 9 exons. Bases 95 to 1333 code for a protein of 412 amino acids. Gene Ontology annotation, cellular component: cytoplasm; nucleus. Gene Ontology annotation, biological process: hippo signaling; positive regulation of transcription by RNA polymerase II.